AUAACUCAUCUGUUCGCUCCUACUCCCAGCGCUCACAAACCCACCCCUACCAAAAUCCCACCAAAUCGAAAGAUCCAAAACCCCACCCCCCCAAACCCUAACCCUACUCCUCCUCCUCCUCCUCCUCCUCCUCCUCUCUCCUCUCUCCCUCCUCCCAUGGCGGAUUGCUGCUGCUGCCGCCGCAGCGACGGGGGCGGCCGCACAGGCACCGCCGCCGCCGCCGCGGGCCGCCGCUCCCGCGCGUGCCCGGCGCUCCUCAUCGUCGCCUCCGCCGUGGCCGUCGCCCUGAUCGCGUCCCUCGAGCUCUCCCCCGCCGUCGCCUACAGCUCCCGCGGGUGGCUCCGCGAGUGCGCCAAGUGGGACGCCCCCGCGCGCCGCUUCCUCGUCUCCACCUUCUUCGGCUCCGGCGUCGCCGAGAUCGCCGUCGACGGCGCCGCGGCGCCGGAGGAGAGGGAGGUGGUGGCGGAGCCCGACGUGGCCGGGAACGCGUCGGUGGGGAUCGCGGUGGAUCGGGCGCGGCGGAGGCUCCUCGUCGUCUUCGCCGACGUGCUAGGGCACCGCCACGGCGCCGUCGCCGCCUACGACCUCGAGUCGUGGGCGCGCCUCUUCCUCACGCGGCUCAGCGGGCCAGGCGACGGAGAUGCAUUUGCAGAUGACGUGGCCGUCGACGAAGAAGGCACCGCAUACGUUACCGACGCGAAAGCAAAUAAGAUAUGGAAAGUGGGUGUUGACGGUGAACUCCUCUCGAUUAUAAGAAACGAGGCCUUCGUCCAAAGAAAGGGGUGGUAUCACAACCUCGUCGGGCUCAACGGAAUCGUAUACCACCCCAACGGCUACCUUUUGGUCAUUCACACUUCCGGCGGCCAUCUCUUUAAGGUUAAUCCAAAGACCGAGGAGGUAAGUUUGGUUAAAGUCGAAGGAUCGUUACAAAGAGGGGAUGGUUUGGAAUUGAUCUCUCCGACGAAGCUAGCUAUAGCUGGAACUCCGAGUAGAGUAGCAGAGAGCUCUGAUGAUUGGGAUACCGCAAAGGUUACGGGAAGGUACAUCGGACCCAUGCACCGAAUAGCUACGUCGGCGACAGUGAAGGACGGAAAAGUGUAUCUGAACCAUAUUAUCGGUUACGGGAUCACUAAGAGGACUCACCUCAUUGCCGAGGGGAUUUUCUCACCUUUGGUUGUGAACUGAUUAUGCGGUCGACGUUUGAUGGUUGUUCGAGAUGCAGUAGUUGUAGUUGUAUCAAUUUGAUUGUAUAAUAACUCGAACUCACUGGAUAUUAAAGCACUAUUUUGUGUCUAUGAUGAACGUUUUAUUGCGUAAUGUUUCAAUAGAUGGAAUGAGUCUCUUGUCUC
Messenger RNA from Ananas comosus (pineapple), 1349 nucleotides. RefSeq lists its product as uncharacterized. The record is from RefSeq and is a predicted model, not a curated record. The coding region runs from base 157 to 1185 and encodes 342 amino acids. NCBI's taxonomy places the organism in Eukaryota, Viridiplantae, Streptophyta, Magnoliopsida, Poales, Bromeliaceae. The transcript has 2 exons. Gene Ontology annotation, cellular component: endoplasmic reticulum.